AUGACGACAAUUCACACCCUCUCGUCCCUCUCAUCACAGGCCUACGCCGCGCCUUCGCCGCCCCGCUCCCAACCGCCCUCACCCAUCGUCUCGCGCAAACCACUCCCGGCGGCACCUUCGCCAUCAUCACAACACCUGCACCGCGGAGACUCAAUAAGAACCUCCUGCCCCUCAUGCGGCUACGAUGUCACCACCACGAUCCAAGCUCCAGCCUCAGAGGAGGCGCAGCGCAUGAUCUCAGACCUGCAGGCGCAAGUCAAACUUCUCAACUCGAAAGCCGCCGCCGCGGUCGAUAGGCUGGCAGACUAUGAGGACCAACUGGGCGCGCUGCGGGCAGAGCAGUCGCAGCAGCAGCAGCACGGGCAAGCCAAUGGACGGAACAGUGGAGACCAGCAGAUGCUGCCACCGCCGCCACCUUCAGCCAUAGACACCACCUCCCUCGCCGCCCCAUGGCAACACCUCCGACCGCCACUCCACCAAACAAACUCCGCCCCUGCCCCUCUUCCCCAAUCUGCUUCGACAGAACCGACUCUGCACUCACUUCAAGCCACUCUUACCACAGAGCGUACCCUGCGCGAGCGCGCCGAGUCGACUCUAAACCAGACCCAACUGGAGCUGGAAGAGCUCACGGCGACGCUCUUUGGGCAGGCGAAUGAGAUGGUGGCUGAGGAGCGGCGGGCGAGGAGCAAAUUGGAGGAGAGGGUGAGAGUCUUGGAGAGGAGGGAACGGGAGAGGGGGGAGAGGUUGAAGAGGUUGGAGGGACGAAUUGAGAGGGUUGAGCGGGUCAGGGGUCUUGUUGGUUGA
This is a messenger RNA of Cyphellophora attinorum, 804 nucleotides long. RefSeq lists its product as uncharacterized. Gene Ontology annotation, molecular function: guanyl-nucleotide exchange factor activity. Gene Ontology annotation, biological process: exocytosis. Bases 1 to 804 code for a protein of 267 amino acids. The record is from RefSeq and is a predicted model, not a curated record. Gene Ontology annotation, cellular component: Golgi to plasma membrane transport vesicle; cell tip. The transcript is spliced from 2 exons. NCBI's taxonomy places the organism in Eukaryota, Fungi, Ascomycota, Eurotiomycetes, Chaetothyriales, Cyphellophoraceae.